Dentiscutata heterogama is the source of this 962-nucleotide messenger RNA. The record is from the annotation of a GenBank genome assembly. Lineage: Eukaryota; Fungi; Glomeromycota; Glomeromycetes; Diversisporales; Gigasporaceae.
AUGACAAACCCCGCACAAAAAGAAGUGAAUAUAUUAUUACUUGGAGAGACUGGUGUAGGAAAAUCUACAUUUAUAAAUGCACUCUAUAACUAUCUUAGAUUUGACACUUUAGAUGAUGCAUUACAUGGGAAUAUGGAAAUACUAAUUCCAUCAAAAUUUACAGUAACAGAUGAGAAUUAUGAUCUUAGAACUGUAAAACUUGGAGAUGAUUCAAACGAAAAUUUAGAAAAUGUUGGAAUGUCAGCCACUCAAACAUGUAGAGAAUAUCAAUUUAACUUAGGAGACGUGAUUGUAAGAUUUAUUGAUAGUCCAGGAAUAGGAGACACAAGAGGAGUUGAUAAAGACAAAGAAAACUUAGAAAAUAUUCUUAAAUUUAUUAGCAAUUACGAAUAUCUGAAUGGGAUUUGUAUCCUUCUCAAGCCAAAUAAUGCUCGAUUAACUAUAUUAUUUAAAUUUUGCAUACAAGAAUUAUUAUCUCAUUUACAUAAGAGUGCCAAAGACAAUAUAGUUUUUUGUUUUACUAAUUGCAGAGGAACACUCUAUCGUCCAGGUGACACAUUACCUGCACUUAAGGAACAACUCCAUAGUCUUGAACAAAGAUCUGGUGUUGGAAUAAAAACUAACAAAGAAACUAUGUACUGUUUUGACAAUGAAUCAUUUCGGUUUCUAGCUGCAGCUAAGAAUGGUGUAAACUUCGGUGAAAUGGAUAAAACAAGUUUUACAGAAAGUUGGAAAAGAUCUGUCACUGAAUCUGUAAGACUUCUUCAAUAUCUUGGAUUCCGUGAUCCUCAUAAAGUACAAGAUACUUUAACGCUUAAUGAAGCUAGAAAUAUUGUAUUACAUCUUGCUAAACCUCUUGCAAGUAUAGAACAGAAUAUUCAAACAAAUAUUAAUCAUAUUAAAGAUAAACAAAAGGAGAUUGAUAGCUGCACUGAAUCUAUUAAUGAUCUUCAAAAAAGAUU